Molecule: messenger RNA, 294 nt
Organism: Poecile atricapillus (Black-capped chickadee)
Lineage: Eukaryota; Metazoa; Chordata; Aves; Passeriformes; Paridae
Product: gallinacin-10-like
Exons: 2
Coding region: 100-294 (64 amino acids)
Biological process (GO): defense response to Gram-positive bacterium; defense response to Gram-negative bacterium; innate immune response in mucosa
Cellular component (GO): extracellular region
Molecular function (GO): CCR6 chemokine receptor binding
Source: RefSeq, a predicted model, not a curated record
UACUGGUGUUUGUCCCAGCCCUUCCUCAAGCCAGCUCCAGCCACCAUUGGUCUUUCAGGGGCUUUGCAGGACCUCACAGUCCACAAGCAGCUGACAGCCAUGAAGAUCCUCUACCUGCUCUUCGCUGUCUUCCUCCUCCUCUUCCAGGCUACUUCAGGUUCUGCAGACCCUCUUUAUGCUGACACCGUCGAGUGCCGGAGCCAGGGAAAAUUCUGCCGUGCCGGGGCGUGCCCACCCACCUUCGCUGCCACGGGGACGUGCCACGGGGGGCUGCUGAACUGCUGCUCCAAGUAA